AUGGCUGUGUGGCUGUCCUGGAGAGUAAUGCCUAGGAAUGCCAGCUGGCUGUCGCCAUGCUAUCUUUCUAAGACCCAGGUUUGUAUCAGGGGUGUGGGAAGUACUUCCUCCAGCCCAGAGCCCCUCUCUGCCUUACAGGACAAGCUUCGGACAGUGGAAGACCUUCCACAGGUCAGCUUCUCGGAGCUGCUCUACAGAGUCACAUUUCAGGGUUUCUACAACCGUCUGCAUGAACUACAGAUCUAUGAAAAGAAGCUAUACGGACCCAUAUACAAGAGCGGACUUCAGUCGGUGGCCUUGAACACUCCUCAGUUACUGGAGGAACUCCUGAGAAGGGAUGAGAAGUUUCCUUCCAGAGGAGACAUGUCCCUAUGGACGGAGUACCGCGAUAUGAAAGGACUUGGCUAUGGACCUUUCACAGAAGAGGGGGAGAAGUGGUACAACCUGAGGGUGGUGCUGAACAAGCGUAUGCUGCAUCCAAAGGACUCUGCCCAUUAUGCUGCCGUUAUCAAUGAGGUGGUUACAGACUUCACCAAAAAGAUUCAGUGUAUACGCCAGCGCAGUGCAACGGGAGAUCUUGUGACCAACAUUGCCAAUGAGUUUUAUCUCUUUUCACUGGAGGGUAUCGCCUCCAUAUUGUUUGAGACAAGGCUUGGGAGUCUGGAAGAGGAAAUCCCUGCCGGUACGCAGGAAUUCAUCAAUGCUAUCGCGCAGAUGUUCUCCAACAGUAUGGCUGUGGUGAUCAUUCCCAAGUGGGCACGCAACCUACUGCCCUACUGGGACCGCUACAUCGCUGGCUGGGAGGGCAUCUUCAGCUUUGCUAAAAUGGUGAUUGACAAGAAGAUGGAGGUCAUUCAAAGCCGUGUUGAAAGCAACCAGGAUAUUGGAGGGGGAUAUCUAACAUAUCUCCUCUCAAAUACUCAGAUGAGCUCUAAAGAUGUGUAUGGCAGCAUCGCUGAGCUUCUCUUAGCUGGAGUGGACACGACCUCCAACACCCUCACAUGGGCUUUACACGAGCUGUCCAAACACCCUCAAGUCCAGGACAAGCUCUACGAAGAACUGUCCACACUAGUAGCCCCUGAGCAGAUCCCCACUGCAGCAGAGGUCACGUCUCUGCCAUAUUUACGGGCUGUUAUCAAGGAAACACUCAGGAUGUACCCUGUGGUUCCUUUGAAUGCAAGGUUCAUAACAGAAAAGUCCGUCUCCGUUGGUGGAUACCAAUUUCCAAAGAAAAGUGCUUUCACAUUUUCACACUAUGCCAUCAGUCAUGAUGAGGACACUUUCCCAGAUUCGUUUUCAUUCAGACCUGAGAGAUGGCUCCGUGAUGGCCGCGAGAGGCCAAACCCGUUUGGCUCCAUCCCCUUUGGCUACGGAGUGAGAGGUUGUGUCGGUCGACGGAUUGCUGAGCUUGAGAUGUACUUGCUUCUGUUUCAGCUUAUCAGACGAUUUGAAAUCAAACCAGAUCCUGCAGUCGGAGAGGUGAAAAGCAUCAACCGCACUGUUCUUAUUCCAGACAAGGAAGUCAACCUGCACUUUGUGGACAGAGAAUGUGGAAGUGCUUGUAGUGUCUGAACUUGUGCUAUACAAAUGAACAAUUAAGAGGGAAUUCUUUCCUUUAAGGAAUUAGGGAAUUUGGGUUAUCCUGACAUUUGUUCAUAAAGUAAAGAUAUAGCUUUAGCUAUAGCUGGUAGACCUGCCGGGGUGUUUUAUGAUUAACUGCUGCUAUAGGCAGGGUUUCAGCCUCAUCCUCUAUAAAAGCAUGUCAUUGCCUUUUGUUUGUUGAUUUUUUUCACAAUUGGUUCAGAAAGAUCCUAGAUUCUGUUUUAUGCCUUCUUUUUAUUGUAAUAAAUAUUUUUAUGCAUUGUUAGAGCAGUGCUUUUUUUUAACCCUUUUUUUCGUACUCAUCGACAGAGAAAGAACAAACAAGUUAACCACAGCUUAAUUUACUUUUACAGAUCAGGUUGACUGAAAAUGUCAAGUGUAUAUGCGAAUAUGCUGUUGUUUUGUAUUGAUCCAAGUAAAUGUCACAGUAGAAGCACUUCUGAAAUACAUGCAAAUGUAACUAUAAAAUUCAUGCUUAUGCUUAAAAAAAUGCUCUAUAUGUUACCAAAUGAACACGGUUUGUUUAUAUUCAGUGGUCUUAUGCAGCAAAAGCCCUUCUUGAAUGCUUUAAAUAUAUCUAUCUUACUGUUUCUGAAAUUGUCAAAGGUCAUUGUAGGCACCAUAUUAUAUUUUAUUGAUUGUGUCUUUUAUUUUGAAACAUUUAAGUGGUUUCCAUAAUGGAUCUUUUAUUUUGAAGUCAAACCCGGAAAUUAUAAUGACAAUAGAAUAAAAUAAAAUAAAAUGAAUUAAAGCUGCAAGCAGCGAUGAACGGGCCCUCGCACCCUUGUGCACGUUCAGGCGUGCUGCAGUGGAAGCGCUUGUAUGACUUGCAUGUAGAUGUAUUCAGGCCUGGACAUUUAGCGGAUGACACCACCCACGACUCUCUAUGUCAAACCAUUCAAAAGUUAUAGCAGAAAAUAGGGACUAUCAAAUAUUGACCAAUCAGAAGAAGGGGCAGGGCUUCUUCAUGCCAAUGAAGAUCAAGUACUCAAAACCGAGUCCGAUGACACCACCCACGACUCUCUAUGUCAAACCAUUCAAAAGUCAUGGCAGAAAAUAGGGACUAUUAAAUAUUGACCAAUCAGGAGAAGGGGCGGAGCUAAUUUGCACCAAGUAUGUUCAAGGACUCAAAACCGAGUCUGAUGACACCACCCACAACUCUUUAUGUCUUUAUGUUGAAUGGUUAUUCAAAUGUUAUGGCAGAAAGUAGGAACUAUCAAAUAUGGAUGAUAUGCCAGAUGCUGAAAUCAAAUAAUAUAAUUCGUAUUAGACUUACCGUAGUGUUUAAUCACUGCUUUAAUGUUCUCCCAGGAGAGGCAAAAUGGCAGUAAAGGACCGCAAAACUUUCCUUGUGCAAAACGCCUUCAUUGGAACUGUUACAAACUCCUCAGUCUGGAGAAGUACAAGUCUACUUCUUCAGCUAUUUUUGCCCUUUUUAAUAUGCAGUCUCUGCCCAACUAUUUUUGUUGCCCCCUAUGAUCUGGAUUUGCUGGGCCUUACUGAAACUUGGCUUCAAACUGGGAUUGUUACAAUUUAAUGGAGCGUAGUGAGACUAACAAUAACUUCCAGACCUGGGGUAAAUGGGCUGUAGUGUUGUUAUUACAGUGGUUUUCUUCCGCAGCUGAUGCUUUAAACAAUUUUGAAACAAUUUAAAUUCAGUAAAAAAAUUCCUUCUCGUUUGUGAACCGUAUUCGGUGUGAUCUGAAUCAUAACCUUAAUUCCUACAUGAGUUUGACAAAUUUAAACUAUAUAUUUUAAUCUGUUGUUCUUAAAUAUAAGAAGUUAAUUAUGGCUGGCGAAUUUAGCUAGACCCUUGGAACUCUUUCUAUACGUUGAUUUUAUGUGUAUAGUGUCACAGCCCAGCACAUGACAUCACACUUGCUCCUAUAAACACUUGAUCACAUAAUACGUUUUAGAUUAUUCUGCAGACAAUUACUCUGUAGAAACAAAUGUUACAGUCUUUCAUCUCUGCUGAACAAUCAGAGGCACAUUUUCAGGUUUCGUCUGUGAUAUAGUCAUGAUGGUUGCAUUAUUUUACAUUAAUAAUGACCCUGUUACCUGAUUUAAUGAUGCAUCCGUUACUGUUUCCUCAGUUACGUGCAGGCUAGUUUGUGUUGUUAACCUCUGUGUUAGUAAAUGUCACAAAGUUGUCAAGCUUUUUUUUCCUUCCCCCUAAUCUCCAGUAUACAAGGACCCUAGAAAUGCUGUCAGUAUUUUUAAGAUCUUAUCCAUCUGCACUGCUAAGUUCCAGCCAUUCAGUUUUGUCACAUUUGACUGAUUGUGAGCAGAGAAUAUAUAGCCCAACAUCUCCGAACUCAUCUUUGUACUUCUGUCAGCAGCCACAUCAAUAAACACCAGUGAAAACAUAAAUCUGUAAACAUUUGUAAGAUUGGGGAAUAUGC
Molecule: messenger RNA, 4004 nt
Organism: Cololabis saira (Pacific saury)
Lineage: Eukaryota; Metazoa; Chordata; Actinopteri; Beloniformes; Belonidae
Product: sterol 26-hydroxylase, mitochondrial
Exons: 9
Coding region: 1-1572 (523 amino acids)
Biological process (GO): glucocorticoid biosynthetic process; cortisol metabolic process; cholesterol metabolic process
Cellular component (GO): mitochondrial inner membrane
Molecular function (GO): monooxygenase activity; heme binding; oxidoreductase activity, acting on paired donors, with incorporation or reduction of molecular oxygen
Source: RefSeq, a predicted model, not a curated record